AAACUUAUUUCAACUAUGGCCCCAUACGACAAAUAGUUUUUUAUGCACGCUUUUUUAAUUUCAGUCGUAAGAGUUUGAACUUGUAACUUAAAAGGACGGAGUUUAAAUCCUUUCGAGAAUAGUUCAAAAAUAGUCAUUAGUGUCACGUUAGUAAUAACUUUUACCUUUUCGAAUUUUUGAAAAAAAAAAGUGUCGGUUUGCUUACAAGUAGAGUUGUAGUAUGAUAUAUAUUCCUAAGAGUAAGAAACUAAACCAAACCAAAAUUUGCAGAGUUGUCCAAGUAGUGUAUGAGAUGAGUCUCUUUUGGUUUCUAGUUUUCUCUGCACAUCUUGCAAUAGCAUCUUCUCUUGUGGAAUUUGAAGGCAUUUUGUUGACUCACAAGCAUGGCGGCGUGCAUCUCAAAUUGUAUCAUGUCGCAAGUCUCAAGUCAUCUCAGAAAUCCAAAUCAUUUUUAUUCUCUGACAUGCUUGCGAAAGAUCAGGAGCGUGUCAGGUACCUUCAUUCGAGAAUAUCCACCAAUUCUGAUUCCAAAAGUAAAGUUGGAGCACCAAAAUCAAAACCAAAACUUGUCAGCAUACCAUUGAAAUCAGGUUUAUUAAUUGGUUCAGGGAAUUAUUUUACAAAAAUAGGACUUGGUAGCCCUACAAAGUACUAUAGCAUGCUUGUAGACACAGGUAGUUCCUUCUCAUGGCUCCAAUGUCAACCUUGUACUAUAUACUGUCAUGCACAAGAUGAUCCUAUUUUCAAUCCUUCCUCGUCUAAUACCUAUAAAACCUUACCGUGUUCGUCCCCUCAAUGUUCUUCUCUCAAAUCUUCCACACUCAAUGAACCAAGUUGUUCAAAAGUCUCGAAUGCUUGUGUCUACAAAGCAAGCUAUGGCGAUUCAUCUCUCUCGCUCGGUUACUUGAGUCAAGAUGUUUUAACCAUAACACCGUCAGAGAGACUACCGGCUUUUGUAUACGGAUGUGGACAGGAAAAUCAAGGUUUGUUUGGAAGGUCGUCAGGUAUAAUCGGUAUGGCCAAUGACAAACUAUCCAUGCUUGCGCAAUUGUCUGGAAAAUACGGAAACGCCUUUUCCUACUGUCUUCCUACGUCUUUUUCAGCACCAAACUCUACCAAGGAAGGUUUCUUGUCAAUCGGAACAUCAUCAUUGACACCUUCGCCGUACAAAUUCACUCCUAUACUUAAGAAUCCAAAAGUUCCUAGCUUAUAUUUUAUAGAUUUGAAUGCAAUCACUGUGGGAGGAAAGCCAUUGGGAAUCGCAGCAUCGAGUUAUAAGGUUCCUACUAUCAUCGAUUCUGGCACGGUUAUUACAAGGCUACCUACGCCUGUUUAUACGGCCCUGAAAAAUGCUUUAGUGACGAUCUUGUCCAAGAAAUAUAAACAAGCACCAGGAAUUUCUUUAUUGGAUACUUGUUUUACAGGUAGUGUUAAGGAAAUCUCAGAAUCAGUGCCUGUGAUUGCGCUUAUAUUUGGAGGAGGUGCUGAGUUACCACUUACCGGUCACAAUACCCUCUUAGAACUUGAGAAGGGUGUUACUUGUUUGGCUAUAGCAGGUAAUUCUCAGACAAGCUCUAUUGCCAUUAUUGGGAAUUAUCAACAGCAAACAUUUAAGGUCGCUUAUGAUGUUGCCAAUUCCAAACUUGGCUUUGCACCUGGUGGCUGCCAGUGAUUCCUAACCAAAUCAGUUUCAGUUCACAAAGCUCUCUGUGACAAUUUAUCAAAUAUGUUGUAUGCAAAUUUUUAUGUUACAAUAAAUGUGAUGUGAUGUGAUGUGAUGUGAUGUAUCUUGUGAAAACAAGAAAAAUGAUAAGUAAAUACUUACAUAAAACCUGCAGUUAUGGUAGAUUUUUAAGGGGAUAUUUAAUUGAAAAGUUGCUAUUUGUAUAGUGGCAUGUAUAUAGCUACACAUUAUGGAAAGUUUUAUGAAUCAGAUCAUUAUUGUGAUCAUA
Lathyrus oleraceus (garden pea) is the source of this 1952-nucleotide messenger RNA. Its product is annotated as aspartyl protease family protein At5g10770. NCBI's taxonomy places the organism in Eukaryota, Viridiplantae, Streptophyta, Magnoliopsida, Fabales, Fabaceae. The coding region runs from base 221 to 1672 and encodes 483 amino acids. Gene Ontology annotation, biological process: proteolysis. The record is from RefSeq and is a predicted model, not a curated record. The transcript has 2 exons. Gene Ontology annotation, molecular function: aspartic-type endopeptidase activity.